ACCAGCAGUCGCCGUCGAAGUGAGGAGAAACAAAAAAACGACGAAGGCACAAACAUGAAUGACUACGAAAACGACGAGUGAAGGAGGUACGGAUCAAGCCUCUGGAAUCGACAAACAAAUCGACGGAAGGCGCCACCCAGAACCAGCAACAAGGCAGCAGGCAGGCGGAAGGGGUAAAAGUAAAACGACCAUCCCGCAAACCGCAAGUACUGUGUUUGCUGUGAAAUGCUAAAUGCAAACAAGUAAUGGUAGCAGCAGAGGCGACGGAAAUCCUGCCUGCUAGAUUGGAUGUGAAGUGUGUAAUAAGUGUUUGUUUCCUUGCAAGUGCAAAAGGCUGCUGCGUAAAGAGUGCGUAAGGUUGCCUUCAUUACCGCCGCUGCCGCCGCCGUCGCGACCUUCAUGAACUUGUACGGCGAAGAAAAAAAAGAAACUAUGCGUUUUUCUUUUGUAUACGGAAGGUUACGCCAACACGUAGAUACCGCAAUCGGCAUUUGGUAGUUGCAGGCGGCGGGACAGAUGACAAUCGAAUGUCCCAGAAGGCAAAUUUUUUGGUAGGCAAAAAAGAAGAGCGACAAACGAAAACAAUACUGUGCCGCCCCUUUAAUGCAUCUGUGUCAAUCGAUGCAUCUGAAAAGGUCCUGAGAAAUGGUGCAAAAAAGUGCGUACCUCCAUUCGUUAUCUCAGUUAUGCAGCCAGUGUCUAAUUGAUUUUUAACGUUAGAGGGAAGGAAGUGGUCGAAGAAGGAAGGAACAUCCGCCCUAGAAGAGGGCAAAACUUCACCGUUCAGUGAAUUCCCGAACAGGCUGGUUCUGAUCGGUUGUAAAAGUUUAUAGGCAUAAUGGAAUUCUUUAGUGUACUACAACAACAUUGAAAACAUAGGCACGGUACGCCAAUCCUCGCCUCUUUAAUUUGCCUCGUACAGUCACACUCGACCAAGGCAUCAUUCUGUAUGCAAUCGAAUUAAUGGACUGGAAGGAAGGGCAUCAUAAUAAAGGAGGAAAGUGGGGAUAGUGGAAGCAAAGCGCAGGGCGUAACAAUGAUUCAUCAGCAGCGCGAUAAUCAAAGCAAUCGUUGCAUCGAUUGACAACAAGACGGAAAGGGGCGACAGUAGGAAAAAAAAAUCGGAGACAAGGCAUUUAUAUGGUCAGGAGGGCGGAAGGUCUCCUUUGCUAGAGCAGGUAAAACGGCCGCCUAUUCCCCGGGGAAAGGAGCAUAAUGUUGUAAAAAGCCCUAAGGAACGCAGGCUAGCAGGCAUAGAAAUCGGCAAAAUUUUCCCGUCUCGAUGUGGUGUGGGAAGCAGACGUCGCGCCGACACAGACGGGGAAAGGGCAAUAUUGGGCGCUGGCACCAGGCGUCGUACCCGUAAUAGUGUGUGUACAUUGUUGAGCGUGUGUGUCGUGAACGAACAAUUAUCGACAAAGUGGAAGCGACGGCUGAACGCAUCGAAUGGAUUUACAUGAUACGGCACAAGCAGCAGCAGCAGCAGCAGCAGGGGCAUCAUCAUCAUCAACGGAGUCCAGUUUGUUGACGGCGGCAAGGGCCCGCGAAGGCAGUAAUCAAGGUUCUGGUUUUCCGACCGAAGGCGGUACCUUCGAUUGUGGCGACAGCAGUAGUGCUAAUCGCAGUAGGCUGGAGCAGCAGCAGCAUUACGAAUCGAACGAGUCCCACUAUCGGCGGAUUCGCAGUCCGGCACGUCAUCCACAAAGGCAGCAACGGCUCGGCAGCAACGACAGCAGUGGUGGUGGGGGUGGUGGAGGUUCCGGUGGAAGCAGACGAGAUAAGCACAGCAGAGAGAGGGCACGCGAGGGCAGUAUAACGACGGGGUCCGGGGGACCGCUGGAAAUGACUACAGCGACGAUGGAAAUGACGCUUACGACGGCAACAACAACAGCACCUGCGACGGGCAACACUUCCUCCUCUACUGCCAGUACGACGGUGGCCGGUGGCGGUGGUGGAAGUGGAGUUGGCUUUAGUGUAGGUAGUCUCGAGGAAAUGAUGCGGGGCACAAUGGCGGUGGACUACGGCAAUCUAUCCGGUGUUGGACCAUUGUUGGAGGAGGUGGACGGUAAUUUGACGACUAUUUCGCAGCACAGCAAUGAUUCGAUCGAGCGCACGAUGGUCCCGGGAGCGGUGGGCCAAACGUCCUCGCAAGCGCCCCAUCACAAAGGACACUCGCGGGGGAGCAGUGCACCGUUGGCGUACGAUCGAAUCACAACCAAAAUUGCAUGCACCAAGGAGAUGAUUCGCAAGGAGCAGGAAGCGCGCGAUUCGAACGUCAACGAGUAUCUUAAGAUGGCGGCGAACGCGGACAAGCAGCAAUUGCAGCGAAUGAAAGCGGUGUUCGAGAAGAAAAACCAGAAGAGCGCCAACAACAUCUCACAGCUGCAGAAAAAGCUCGAGUCUUACAACAAACGGUAUAAAGACAUGCAGCAGACGCAGCAAAAACAGCAAGCCCAGCAGGCGCAGCAGGCACAGCAACAGCAGCAAUCGCAGUUGCAGCAGGCUGCGGCUGCCGCUGGUCUAUUGCUACAGCAACAGCAACAGCAACAACAGCAGCACCAGGCCGCACUAUCGCAGCCCGGUGGUGGUAGCCAAACGCUGCCAUCAAACAUUCAGCACCUGGUAGCUGCAACCGGGCAGCAGCAGAGUUUUCUUCAGCCACGAGAGAUGCUGCGCGACGUCGGCCAGGGUUUGCGGAACGUUGGGGGCAACAUACGGCAUGGCGUGACCGGCCUGUCGGCAACUGUGAUAUCGAAACCGCGCAAAUUCGCCCACCUCAUACGGAACAAGUUUGGCAGUGCAGACAACAUUAACCAGCUCACGUCCACCUGGUACACUGGCAGUGCGGCCGAGGGAGACAUUUCCGGUAUAGAUGUUUCCGCCAGCACCGAGAUGGGCCAGCAGACAACGCCCAACUCUAGCGCUGCCGGUGGACAUCACAGUCAUCAUCCACACAACGCCAGCACCAGCGACAGCGAAGGUCGCCGAGGGAUGGCGCAAGGGCAGCAGCACCAGCACCAUCACCAGCAGCUGCACGGGGUGGCAUCGGGUGGACACAGGCACCAUGCCCCAGGUCCCGGCGGGAAGUAUAGCGAGCAUGACAGUGAGUGCAGCAGUGUCACGAGCGAUAGCAUACCGCUCGGCUCGGACAAACACCGGCUCAGCUGCAGUCAGCGUUGCGUCAAUUACAAAGCCCUCGCCGAGCUGCGCGAGGAGUACCAGAAGCAGAAGGAACGGCUCGAUCGUGCCGAGCUGAUCCAGAAGGACGUGACGGAGCUGUCCAUGGCACUCGAGAAUGAACGGUACCGUGCGGAUCGACUGGAGGAGCAAAUAAACGAUCUAUCCGAGCUUCACCAGAACGAGCGGGAAAACCUGAAGCAAGCCAUCGCCGACCUGGAGGAGAAGGUGCAGUACCAGAGCGACGAGCGGUUGCGAGACGUGAACGAAAUCCUGGAGAACUGCCAGACACGCAUCUCCAAGAUGGAGCAGCUCUCGCAGCAGCAGUACGUGACGGUGGAGGGGAUCUACAACUCGAACGCUCGGGCCGUGGUCGUGAAGCUGAUCAACGUCGUGCUGACCGUGUUGCAGGUGGUCCUGCUCCUGGUGGCGACGGUGGCCGGGAUUAUUGUGCCAUUUCUCAAGACGCGCCUGCGUGUCCUCACGACCCUACUCUGCACGCUCGCAUUGAUCGCCAUCGUACGCCAGUGGCCGGACGUGCGGGAUACCGGCGUUCAUCUGAUUCGAAUAUUGCGCAGCCAGGUUAUCAACGAUGCGGUUUAAGGAUGCCCGACCGAUCCCCGACCGUCGUUAGUGUUGUAGGCAAGUGAAAAAAAACCAAGGUGGCGAGGGUGCUCAGGAGGUGCUGGAUGCUCAUCAGUAGUAGUGUACGAUCGGUCACGGACCAGUAGGACACAAUAAAGCGUAUUUUGCUCAAAAUUAAAUAGACGAAAGCCACCAACCAUAGAGCCGCGAAUUAGUUGAUACCCAUAUUGGCAUUUGUUAGUUGAACGAGAAUCCAUCCACCAUGUAAGAGUCAUACACAAACGUUGUACCGAAGAUAACGGGUGCAAGAUACCAACCGGUAUCAAAUUGGUUGAGUAAUCACCACAAACAAAACAACAACUAAAAAAAAAUAUUGGCCAUUGAGCGAUGCUUUAGGUAGCGCCGCGUAUUCGUUGUAUAUGUAGUAACUGCCGAAACUUGCAUAUUGUUAGACCGGACACUUUUCGUAGAAAGUUAAAGUGAGGGAAAAUAAGGACUAGAAUCCGUUCCAACCCGACGUCUGUCCCACGUCUGUUUCAACUCUGGUUAUUAAAUGGCAGCUUUUAUUCUCACAACAGCGUAACACGUAAGGGGAAAAGGUUAGGUAAAUAGGUAUUUGGUAAUAGGAACCAUUUCCCAUCCCCAACCUUUCGGUGAGUCUAAGCAAUUCACCCUAUUUAAUCAGAAGGUAAAAAAGAAGAAACGAAACGUAAUCACGAACGCUAUCUUUUCGAUAAGGAUCGAUUGAUCAGUCAGCAGCACUGUCAGAAGACCGUUUUUUUUUUGGCAAUGGUGCAAUAAUUUAUAUCUUCCCCUCCCUCUUUCUCUCUCUUUCUCUCUUUGUCGUUCUGCUUUACCCUUGCAGAUUAAUGAAACCCUACUUCUAGUGACGAAUUCGAUGUGAUUUGUGAGAAUUUGUGCAGGGAGACAUCAGAAGCAAUCGUUCAUUAGAAACCUCUAGUUGACGUUUUAGAGUAGUGUGCUCCGGGUGCAAGCUAAUUGGAAUGUUAACAAGCGCAAUCACGGCAGCGAUAACGCGAGAAAAAAACCAAACACAACAUAAGGGCACACCGAUAUCUAACGUCCUCUCCUCUCCGUACCCCUAGGCCACUAGGUAGGUGUGCCUGUUUUUGCCGAUUGCACAGCAGAUGCUUUUUAAGCUAGAUUUUGCGUAAGCCACAACAGUAGCAAAAUGCGUCAACUAUAAACCAUUACACACUGCACCGCGUUAAUCAUUAGUAGGGCGAAACAAUGUUGAAAACCGAGAAAAACACCGCUUAUCGGUCGUUGUUAUACGAUAAAUAUUAUACAUAGAUAUAUAUGUUCGUCUACUAUAUUAGGCUUCAUCUUUGAUUUCUUCUAUCGAUGGAAGCAAUACUAAGUUAUUAUACGAGCGAGCGCAAUAAGAAAUUUAUAAACGUAACGAAAACAGCAACAAUGUGUGAAACAUAAUGUGGUAAAAAGCUAUGGGACAAAUGGACUUGGGGAGGGUUAUAUAACUGUAGGCAUACAUAAUAGCGUGAUCGGGAGGGUUUUGAGGAGCAGGGAAACAUUAUGGGCUGAUUUAAAAAAAGGUACGGUGAAAAGGUUAAGAAAACUAAAAUUAGUAGGGAAAUGCUGAGAUCGGGUGGGCGCGCAACAGUAGCGUAGCAGCUCUAGGCAUUGUUGUAGCAAAGUUAAAAUCCCUGUAAAAUCCAGCCUAUUACACACACACUACCCGAUAAAACCACAAUCCUAGGACGAUGGAAAUCGAAAAACAAACGAAUGUUUAAAACACCUAUCCGAGACGAAACCGAUUUACAAAAAGAAAAAGAACAGAAAACAAGCCAAGACAAAAGGAUGCUGCUGGCAAACGAAACGAUGGGUAAAAAGGAUCGAUACACAAUUCUGCAGUCGAAGCAAAUUUGCGAAAUAUAAAAUAAUAUUUCAAUUUCAAUGUUCAAUCUACAAGCAACCGUGUGUUAGUAAUCAAUCAAUAUGGGUGAUAUUUCCGAUUUAAGAGAAGAAAAAAAAAACUUUGCCCGAAGUGAGGGGGCAUAGGUCGGUUGAUAGGACAUUCGACAUAAAUUAGACACAACACCAGCAUUACCAAAUGC
This is a messenger RNA of Anopheles coustani, 5858 nucleotides long. It is a transcript of the gene Dmtn, whose product is annotated as transmembrane and coiled-coil domains protein 2. The transcript has a single exon. Gene Ontology annotation, cellular component: endomembrane system. NCBI's taxonomy places the organism in Eukaryota, Metazoa, Arthropoda, Insecta, Diptera, Culicidae. Bases 1447 to 3780 code for a protein of 777 amino acids. The record is from RefSeq and is a predicted model, not a curated record.